AUGUACCGGAACAACUCUGUGAUAUCAAAUUCGUCGGACUCGCCACAGACAUCCCAGCCGUACUACUCUAGAAUUCUCUUACCAAAAGUGUCGGGUAAUGGUCCAAUAAAUCAUUCUCAAAGGCGACACUCUCUUUUAAAUGGUUCAAGUUCAACAUCCUCAGACCGUUCUAAACAAUCACUAGUUUCAGCCUAUUUUGGUCGAAGUCGAACACUACACAGGGAUUCCCCAAGUUAUAUGCCGACUAUCUUUAACUUCCAGCCUUUAAAUGGUUACCAUUCUCCAGUUCUGAAACGUCGCGUUUGUCGGACUGAGAGCACAAAGGCAAACUUAUUUGGGACUCCUGAGCCACCUAAUUCAGAUAUAGCCAUUAAACAUGGUUUACGUGUUUUCGAGUCGAAAAAGCGUGCUCGUGAACUUUCUGAUAUUACUGUUACUACAGAGGAAUCAUCGCAAGAUGAAUCAGACUUUGGAAAUUCUAAGCGUCGAAAAACAUCUAGGACAUUCGAUAUAUCUACCGUGGGGUGCACACACGAUGUCGACGGCUUUUCUUUCACAUCCUUGCGUCAACUCAAUAGCGGAAAUGCAGUUGGGGUUACUGCCUGCGCCACUGAUAACAGAUUACUAUCCAAAGUGAGCGAUCGAAAUAGCAAAUCCGUUCAGACGCAAGUUUUGAAUGAGUGCGAAGAUGAUAGAACGGUUUCAACCACAUCAUCUGCGGGGAGUGUUAAACCGUCCCUAAAUAAUAUUUUUGGAUCUGCUGCAGCUCUGAGAAGAAAGAUUCCAUACAUGUCACCAUCUGAACUUGAAGCCCAUUUGUUGUCUACUAAAGCUUUAACAUAUACGAGUCAGUAUGAUCUAGAGAAUCACACCUCAGAAGCAGGUGAUUUUAAUUCUAUUGAUUUGGAUACAUCACCUUUUCAGUAUUUAAGAAAAAAAGUCACUGCUCGUAGAAUUGCAACUGAAAACCAAACCGUAGAGGAUUCAACUCAGUCGUCUUUAAAUAAUGUUGGACCACCACUAGUUACUAAUAUAACUUGUUACGAUGAGAAAUCAGAGACUGACAGUUCAGAACUCCCAGUUGUUCAGCCGACAUCCUUAAAUCGCUUUAUUGCAAACCUUGAAAGUCAUUCAAACCUAUUUCUUAAUAAGAUGAGUCAGUCACAGAUUAAGACUGCUUCUGCGGGAUUUGAUGUGGAAUCACGUGUGAAACGUAUUCGUGAACUGAUCUCAGCCAAAUCUAGUAAUAAUUCGAGCAGUUCAUGUGGUUAUAGUACUCACUCUACUAUCAGUUCUAUUACAAGUACUAGCUAUUGUAGUCCCAUCACUCAAAUCCUAGCUAGUUCAAAUUCAUCUCCUAUAGUUUCUACCAUAUCAUCGUCACUGCCUAGUGCUCAUUCAACAUCUGGCGUAAGUUUCAUGUCAGUCAUUGUAUGUAACACUUCUGCAUCAGUUCAGAAUAUCACCUCCAUUAGCAAUCCAUUGGCAUCUUCAACCACUUCCAAACAUUUCAGUUUUCCUGUAAUUAGUUCAGUUAGUGAAGUUAUCAGUACUCAAGCUGUUAUCCCAACAUCUAUUACCGUUACUUCUAUAGUAAGUCUACCUGGUAGCAUAAGUUUUGGUUUUACUUCUACAUCCAACAUAUCUUCUCCAUCCGCCCCAGUGACUAGUGCAAGUACAGUAUUAGCAACUGCCGUUACAUCAGUUUCAUUUUCUUUCUCUACUGCUUCUACCGCCCAUGCAUCAAUUUUGAAGGAACCAACAAUCAUUUCAACAAUAGCUGUAACUACGUCAGCUUCAGUCUCACAUCCAAUAUUUCCAUUAGUUACCAAUUUCAGUGCUGUCUCAACAUCUGAAAGUAAUUCAUCACUAGUUCCAUCUUCCAUAUUUACUUUUCCGACCAGCACGAUAACUACAUCUGCCACAAUAAUUUCUGCAACGGCGACAACAACAGCAACACAGAAGAUCACUCCUGCUUUCUCUUUUUCAUUUCCACCUACUUCAUCGACUCCUUUACAGACGACUAGUUCAAACUUAUCAUCGACAGCAAAUCUUAGUUCAAGUGUUUUUGAACCUUUGAAGCCUAUUUCUACAUUCAGUGAGUUUUCUUUCCCGAAACCAGCUAUUACAUCAUCGGCUAUUGUUCCUACUAGUAACCCAUCAUCGGUAGCUGAAAAUAUAGUUCAGUCCGACAGUAGCAGACCGUUUACUUUUGGUUCAAUUAAUUCCCAACCCAUUUCUACGGCUUCCAUUUUUACAUUUGGAGCGUCGACAGUGACUACAUCCUCACUAAAACCAAUCUCAUCCGUUAGUUUUGGAUCAACUUCUAUGCCAUCAUUUUUGGGAUCAUUUUCCAACUCUGGACCUGUGUCAAGUAGUUUUGUCUUUGGUGCUAACGUGUCUAAACCUUCAUCAACCAUUUCAAGUGGUGCUUUUGGUCAGAUAACGGGUACCACGUCAUCGCUAAAUACUGUAGCAAAUAAUGUUGGUUUGUUUACCUUUGCAUCCCCAAUUACUAGUACUUCUGGCGUGUCAUUAUUUGGAUCAAAUUCUAUUAACAUCAGUUCCACAACUGUAUCACUUCCCACAAACACGUCUGUAUCUGGUUUCAGUUCAACUACGAUAAACCCAUUACUUAAUCCAGUGUCUACAACAUUUUCAACAAACUCCUUUACUCUUGGAAUUAAACCAGCAAAUGUAACUCCUGCCAAAACUACAUCUUUAUUUGGAGCUAGUAAUUCGAUUUUCGAAACUCCUAAUACAUCAUCAUCUUUAAAAUUCAAUUUUAAUCAGUUAACUUCUAGCGCCGCAUCUAAUGUAGCCAUCACCAGUGGAUUGUCGUUUGGUACGACAAUUGUGACUACAACUGUAACUUCUGUAACGCCUGGUAGUACAUUGUUUCAGUUCGGUAGUUUCAGUUCUAAUUCAAAGCCAUCUGCAGCUUCCGUUUCUCAACCGCUCUCUUUUGGUUCCUCAGUGCCUCAAUUUUCGUUUGGCCAACACUUCACACCUGCAUGUUCACAACCGAGCACCCUACCAACUUUGUCAUUUUCCUCGCUUAAUUCGGGUCCCAUAACUACUACCACUAACUCUUUUCAAUUCUCUUCAACUCCUGUAUUUUCUAAUAUUAAUCCGCCAACUAAUUUUAGUGGCUUUAAUUUCUCUCUACCCCAAACAUCUACACCAAGUGUAAUUACACCUCAAACAAAUGCUUGUUUUGUUUUUGGUCAAACACCGUUAAGUACUGGCGUUGCUAAUUCCAAUCCAUUCACUUUUAAUACAUCUUCAACUAAUCCUCCAUCUAAUGCUACGAAUGCGCCUCGACGUCGACCACUUUCAAGCAGACGCUCUCGUCGUCCAUAA
Messenger RNA from Schistosoma curassoni, 3363 nucleotides. Lineage: Eukaryota; Metazoa; Platyhelminthes; Trematoda; Strigeidida; Schistosomatidae. The record is from the annotation of a GenBank genome assembly.